Molecule: messenger RNA, 2091 nt
Organism: Rotaria sp. Silwood1
Lineage: Eukaryota; Metazoa; Rotifera; Eurotatoria; Philodinida; Philodinidae
Source: the annotation of a GenBank genome assembly
AUGACGUCUUCAUCGUCUUUACCGCCGUUGACAACAGCCGUGGUACCGAUAGCGAAUGUUGAAACAAAUACUGAUGAUAAUAAUAAACAAUAUUUAUGUUUAUUUUCUCUUAUUACCGCUGGAUUAUUAGACGAAGAUAUGGGUUCUGAUGAACAGGAAAUUAUCGAAAUGAUUUAUCUUAUUAUUGAUACAGAACAAAGAAAAAUGGUGAACUUGUAUAGGCAAUAUAUACGACCAUCAUUUAUAGAUACUUUGAAUGAUGAAUGCAAACAAGCAAGUGGAAUUGAUGAUACAUUAUUAUUUUUAUCAGAACUUGAUCUUAAUGAAGCAUUGAAAAAAUUUGAUACUUUCUUGCGUGAUCGUUGUCUACAUCCAGAUUUUGGUAUUAAUUUAACAUUUGUUUGUGAGAAUUGUCUUCCUUUACGUCAAUGUCUUCAUCCGGAAAGUGUUAAAAAAUUAACAAUACCAUUACCAAGUUAUUAUUGGUCUUAUUUUGAUUUAAGACAUGAAUUUCAAUAUAUGUAUAAAACAACUGAAUGUUACAAUACAAAUACAAUGCUUGAAAAUUUGUCAAUUUCUUCAAUAGAUGAAAUUGACUAUUGUAUGCGACAUGUUAGACAUAUGGAAUUAAUUGUUUAUCAAAUGUUGAAUGAUGGUUAUCGUUUCGAGAAACCUGAACAGAUAAUGGUUAAUUUACAACAAGGCAUAUGUUCAUUAGAAGAUAAUAUUGAAGACACUACAGUCGUUCGAGCUCGUGGUUUACCAUGGCAAUGUACUGAUCAAGAUGUAGCCAAAUUUUUUCGUGGUCUUGAUAUAGAAAAGGGUGGUGUUGCUUUGUGUCUUAGUAGUCAAGGUCGUCGUAAUGGUGAAGCAUUAAUUCGUUUUGCAUCAACUGAACAUCGAGAAUUAGCUCUUCGUCGACAUAAACAUCAUAUUGGACAACGUUAUAUUGAAGUAUAUAAAGCAUCAGGGCGCGAUUUUCUCAAUGUUGCUGGAGGAUCCAAUUCAGAAGCUCAAGCAUUUUUACAACGCGAUGGCCAAAUUAUUAUUCGUAUGCGUGGUUUACCAUUUGAUGCUACUGCUAAAGAUGUGAUCGAAUUUUUUACUCGUGGUGACAUACCAACACAUAUUGUUGAUGGUGAAGAAGGUGUUCUAUUUGUUCAUUAUCCUGAUGGACGAAGUACUGGUGAUGCUUUUGUUAUGCUCAAAACAGAAAAUGAAGCAGCACAAGCAUUACUUAAACAUAAAGAUAUUAUGGGUACACGAUAUAUUGAACUAUUUCGUAGUACAACAGCUGAAGUACAACAGGUAUUUCGUCGAAGUCAAGAUCCAAAAAAUUUUCAAACAUCAUUAAAAGAUAUUCCAUUUGCACCAUUACCGAUGUUACCACCAGAAAUGUUAAGCGGUGGAAAUAAAAAAGAUUGCAUUCGUGUUCGAAAUUUACCUGUAGAAUGUGGUAUUGAACAAAUAUUAGAAUUUCUUGGAGUUCAUUCACAACAUAUUGUAGCACAAGGUGUUCAUAUGGUUUAUAAUGCACAUGGUCAACCAUCAGGUGAAGCAUUUAUACAAAUGAAUUCAGAAGCAGCUUCAUUCAAUGCAGCAGCACAUAAAAAUAAUAAAUAUUUAUUUUUCAAUGGUAAAAAAAGAUAUAUUGAAGUAAUUCAAUGCUCAGGUGAAGAUAUGAAUCAAAUUUUACUUGGCCUUGUUCCAUCGAAUUUGAUUCCACAUAAUGUUCAACGUCAACCAAUGUUUUCUCCUCAUCGAGCUGGACCACUCGUACCAAUAGCUACUAUUGCACCACAAAUGCUUCCACCAACAAUGCCUAUUUCUCUUGCUGCGCCAUCUCAAACAACAUCUGUAUCUAAUACUUCUCUUACAUCAUGUCAAUCUGCAACUUCAUCUGCUUCGGUCGUUACUGGUCCAAUAACAACAACUGCUAUGAAUGGACUUCAUCCGAAUGCAACUUAUUAUCCUAUGCAAGUUUUUUAUUAUCCUACGCCACCCCUAUCUCCAUCAAUCUAUUUACAAACUGGACAAAUGCAUCCAGGACCUGUUACACUUGUUCUACGAGGAGACAAUACCCAAUAUUAA